GUAGCUGUAACCCACAUGGCUUCACUGCCUUUGGGGCCUCAGCCUCCACAGCUUCACCCACCACCACUACCACCACCGCAACCGCAACCGCAACCACACUCUCACUUGGACAACGACCCUAUGAAAGUACGACGUUCCGAUUUGGACUCCGACAAGGAAAUGUCAGCUGCAGUUAUUGAGAGCAAUGAUGCAGUCACUGGUCACAUUAUAUCUACCACAAUAGGAGGCAAAAAUGGCGAACCCAAACGGACCAUUAGCUACAUGGCAGAGCGUGUUGUUGGCACUGGAUCCUUUGGUAUUGUUUUCCAGGCAAAAUGCUUGGAGACUGGAGAGACAGUGGCUAUAAAGAAGGUUUUGCAGGACAGGCGGUAUAAAAAUCGUGAGCUGCAGUUAAUGCGCUUGAUGGAUCACCCGAAUGUGGUUUCUCUGAAGCAUUGUUUCUUCUCCACAACAAGUAAAGAUGAACUGUUUCUGAAUUUGGUCAUGGAGUAUGUCCCUGAGACUAUGUACCGGGUUCUGAAGCAUUAUAGUCAGAGGAUGCCCCUCAUCUAUGUGAAACUUUAUACAUAUCAAAUUUUUAGGGGGCUGGCAUAUAUCCAUACUGUUCCUGGGGUUUGCCACAGGGAUGUGAAGCCACAAAAUCUUUUGGUUGAUCCACUCACCCACCAGGUUAAACUUUGUGAUUUUGGAAGUGCAAAAGUUUUGGUCAAGGGAGAAGCUAAUAUAUCAUAUAUAUGCUCUCGAUAUUAUCGAGCCCCAGAGCUCAUAUUUGGUGCAACCGAAUAUACAACAUCAAUUGAUAUUUGGUCUGCUGGUUGUGUCCUUGCUGAGCUUCUACUAAGCCAGCCCUUAUUUCCAGGGGAAAAUGCAGUGGACCAACUUGUGGAGAUUAUCAAGGUUCUUGGUACUCCAACUCGAGAAGAAAUUAGAUGCAUGAAUCCAAAUUAUACAGAUUUUAGGUUUCCUCAGAUUAAAGCCCACCCUUGGCACAAGGUUUUCCACAAACGAAUGCCUCCUGAAGCAAUUGACCUUGCUUCACGGCUGCUUCAGUAUUCACCAAGUCUUCGAUGUACUGCGCUUGAGGCAUGUGCACAUCCUUUCUUUGAUGAGCUUCGUGAACCCAAUGCCCGCCUUCCAAAUGGUCGUCCUUUACCUCCUCUUUUCAACUUUAAACAGGAAUUAUCCGGAGCUUCACCUGAACUGAUCAAUAGGCUGAUACCGGAGCAUGUGAGACGGCAAAUGGGUCUCAGCUUCCCUCAUCCAGCUGGAACGUAAAUAUAAUGACAUAAAACAAGGAUGGCGUCAUCAGUUAGUGGAUGGAAGUAAAGUAAUGGAGGGAGUUAUUUGUAGUCAAUAUAUAAUCUCAAGCAUUCUGGCGUAAUCAGUGGAUUUUCUCACGCCCUGCAAAGAUGUAUGCAUAUAGUGGCUUUUUGGCUUAACCCUGGAAGUUGGUGGUUCUGUCAACUAUGUCUCGUUCUAGCUAAAACAUGCUGUUUCCCUACUUCUGUACAUUGUUUUGAUAGUAAAGAUCGACCUGAGAAAGCUAGGAGUAUAAAAAGGUGACUCACUCUAUUCAUGUCUAGCUAGGUAGGCGCUCCAAAUGCCCAGCAGGAGCUCAAGGGCUCAUUAGUAGUUUGGCUUGCUUUUUCACUUGAACUUUGUGUUUAUUUCUCCUUAUGUUCAUGCUGUCUUUGAAUGGAAACUAGAUUUCAUCAUCCAA
Molecule: messenger RNA, 1720 nt
Organism: Pistacia vera
Lineage: Eukaryota; Viridiplantae; Streptophyta; Magnoliopsida; Sapindales; Anacardiaceae
Product: shaggy-related protein kinase eta-like
Exons: 12
Coding region: 16-1275 (419 amino acids)
Biological process (GO): signal transduction; protein phosphorylation
Cellular component (GO): cytoplasm
Molecular function (GO): ATP binding; protein serine/threonine kinase activity
Source: RefSeq, a predicted model, not a curated record